Messenger RNA from Mya arenaria, 2521 nucleotides. RefSeq lists its product as uncharacterized. The record is from RefSeq and is a predicted model, not a curated record. Lineage: Eukaryota; Metazoa; Mollusca; Bivalvia; Myida; Myidae. Bases 188 to 2011 code for a protein of 607 amino acids. The transcript is spliced from 16 exons.
UCUCCAAUAACGUUUACAUGCUCGCGCAGUGCAGUUCGUUGUACUGAUUCGCAAUUUCGUGUCAAUAAUUUUGGAAUUAUCAUCCAUAUUCGUAGAACGGUGCAAACUAUCCUUAGACACCAAACAUUUGCAAAAUAUCUGUACUUAAGUUAUAACACAUUAAUUCUUACGACAGAACACUAGCAAGAUGAGUGAAACGAUGGUUUAUAUAAAUGACGGCGCGUGUCAUCGUUAUGUGUCUAAUACAGUCAAUAUACAGAAACGGAAUUUGAUGGUCAUCGCAAAGUUGGACAAUGGAUUCUUCUAUCCGGGCCACGUCAUCCAACAGUGGGGCAAACCGGAAGAAGCGGAAGUAAAUUUCUACCAGUGGGGUCCGAGGCGUGUUCACCGGAACAACGUUAUUUCAAUUAGCGGAUCUGUAUGCUGCCCGCCACUGCAUGCUUGGGACUACGUUUUGACGCGGAUGAGAGUGACUGGACCAAGAGGUAUGUAUAUGCAGUAUAUGCCGGGCCGAGUCUGCUACGUGCCUCGUCUACCGCCCCUUGAACACAGAUGCUACUCCAUUAGACUUUACAAUGGCAAAGUCGUGGAGAAGAAGCGAAAAUUGCUGGUAAAGAUCAGCAAGUCCCGCUACCGUGGAAUACUUAGCUGUAUCGGACUGGACGGUUGCCCACGGAAAAGAUGCCAAAAAGAUAAAUCGAUGGUUUUCCUAAGUGAUGAUAGUGAUUAUGAUGACGAUGAUGACGAUGAUGAUGACGAUGACAGCGGUGAUAGUGAUAGUGAUUCUAAAAAGGAAGACGAAAAAGAACGAAAGAAAAAAGAAGCGGAGAAUGAAAGAGGCAGAAAAAAGAAGAAGGAAAGAAGACAAAGAUCCAAGGAAAAAGAAAAUAAAAGGCACGGGACGAAGAAAGAUGAAAGUUGCAAGGUUUUCGUUAUCGGAGGAAGUCUUGAACGUAAACCAAAAAAAGAAAAACAAUGUAGCACCACCAAAAUUGAAAAGGCGAUCCAGACUGUGGGUGAAAGAAUUGAUCAGAACGGAGACAAAAUCGUGCAAGAGAUCCAGACGUCUCAGAGGCAGGUGUCUGAGCAUUUAGGUGUACUUCAUCGACAAAUGGAAAAGACAACCGAACUCAAAGAAGUGAAGGGGCAGAUAAUCAAUGCGAAAAUAAAUAAAGUUAGUGGGAAAAUGAGAGAGGAAAUACACGCCACUGGGAAAAAGAUUGUUAACGAAAUUAAAGCUCUCGGCAAGAAAUGUAAAGAAAAAAGGACCUCGACUCCACCACCCCGAAGCCCAAUUUCCACACAAGUGUUGGCAAAGUGGGAGGAUGAUGGCUUGUAUCGCUUUGGGUGCAUAAAAACCAAGUGUGGAGACGGAAUUGUUUGGGUGGAAGAUAGCUGUAACCAUAAGGAGGAAAUUGACCGUGAUUCCAUUCUUACGGAAGAGGAUCGAAUACGACCACCAAUAAAGAGUAAGGGUUAUGUUAUAGCGCUUCUGCCAAGUUAUAGUUUUGGCCCGGGAAAAAAUAGACAACAUCGUUAUGGACCGGGCAAAAUUAUAAAAGACGGCCGCGAAAUUAAAUUCUAUAACGGGGUCAUCGUGAACGUGCAAAUUGACAUGCAUAUCUAUAAGAUUACCAAAGAAACAUACAACAGAGAUGUGAAAGGCAUUAAGGAAGAUAUACGGGGUAAAAAAGUACUCGUGCUGGACGAGGAUACUGGACGAUAUAUACUGACCGACAUAGUAAACCCUUUGGGGAAGGAAACUGGAUAUUUCGUUUGGCCAAAUAAGAAUGUCGGAAAGGGGAAGUACGUAGCUGCUCCAGUUAAAGACGGGGAUGAAACGUACUACCUGCCAGCAAAGGUAGUCAGAGACAGCAGCGGGACACAGACUAUCACGUAUUGCAAUGGCACAAGGGAAACAAAUAUACACGGAUGUUACCUUCUCGACAAGCGGUGUUACAUGGACGCUGUCGAGUGUUACAAGAGGAAUGAAGAAAACACUGACUUUUAAAUAUGCUGAGAAGAAAUAUUCUCUCAUACUUUUUUUCGUUUAGUUUCUUUUUGUGUUGACUUGGCGAAAACAAUAGGUAUACAAAUAAACAAAGUCAUGUAUAGUAUGCUUAAAGUAUUGGUGUUUAAAAUUUGUUGUUUUAAGAAUAGCCUUUUUUUGUCUCACAGACAUACAUACAUCGUCGGCUACCACUGUACUAAAUUCCGUUCUACGACAUAACAAAGCAUAGCGUGGUAGUGUUACAGCGGUAUCCGACGAUGACAUACAUUAAGCAAAAUUGUGGCUGAUAAGGUUGAUGCCUAUUUUCGUUUUUGUACGUCUUUUUAACAAAAGGCAUGUUGAACGACAAUGUACGUUUUAUUUGUUACUGAUGUUCUUGUUUUAUUUUAGUAUUUUUUUUUAUAAAAUGUUUUAUUUGCAUUUGUAGAUCUUUAUGACCCUAGUUGUAUUUUGUCAGACAGUCGCUUAGUUUUUCGCUAACUUUAUUCGGACAAUAAAAUUUGACAAGAC